Molecule: messenger RNA, 834 nt
Organism: Solenopsis invicta (red fire ant)
Lineage: Eukaryota; Metazoa; Arthropoda; Insecta; Hymenoptera; Formicidae
Gene: mRpL32
Product: 39S ribosomal protein L32, mitochondrial
Exons: 4
Coding region: 122-718 (198 amino acids)
Biological process (GO): translation
Cellular component (GO): mitochondrial large ribosomal subunit
Molecular function (GO): structural constituent of ribosome
Source: RefSeq, a predicted model, not a curated record
GUCUGGGUGCACCUAGACGUUUUUUCUGAACGCAGCCCUGAUGUGAAUUGAACUACUGCUGAAUUGGUGCAGCUAAAAAGAACAAACCUAUUCAGUGAUCAAACUUGAAAUAGCAGGUGGCAUGAUGAAUAGGUUAAGUUUAGUUUUUCAAAAAUUUGAACAAGUAAUUCAAACGAUUUUUGGGCGUGGUUUUCCUCCAGAAAAUGCGCUAUGUGCAGUCAACUGCAAUAGUCUUCUGAACGAACCGAAACCGAUAAAUCUCGGCAAUAGCUCUUUAAAAGAGAUUUUCGAAAAUGGCAUUUUAUGGGCGGUUCCAAAGCAUCGACGUAGUCUGGAAAUAAGAUAUAAAAGGAGAUUUGGAGUAGAGAAAUAUUUUUGGAAGCCACCCAUUGUAAAAACUAAUAUAUUGAUGUGUCCGAAUUGUGGUCAUGAUUAUGAAGCUGGUCGUUUAUGUGCACACUGCUAUGAAAAAGUAAAACUAGAGACUAAAGAAAUGCAAGAUGCCAUUCAAAAGGAGCUAGGUCUAAAGCCAGUAGAAGAGAACGUAAUUGUAUUAUAUGAUGGAGAAAAAGACUCUAAAACAGAAGAAUUUUGGAAGAAUCAGAGGAUAAUUGAGAUGCCAAAGAAAAGGCCAUCGUGGUUUCACCAAAACUUGUUGGAGCCAACAACACAGGAGCCAUCAGACAAAAAGGAGGUUAAACCUACUCGUCUUGCAUAAAGUGUAUAUGAAAUCAGACUUAAAAUUUUUUGUAGACAAAAGCCGGGACACACGCCCGUCGAUGUGAGUAAAUACCUAAAAUGUUCGAAGAUUAAAAAUAUUCUCGUUCUUUAUUA